This is a messenger RNA of Erythranthe guttata (spotted monkey flower), 1398 nucleotides long. RefSeq lists its product as uncharacterized. The record is from RefSeq and is a predicted model, not a curated record. NCBI's taxonomy places the organism in Eukaryota, Viridiplantae, Streptophyta, Magnoliopsida, Lamiales, Phrymaceae. Gene Ontology annotation, biological process: root development; shoot system development.
AUGGCAUUGAGAUCAAAAGCCCUUCACCAUGGUCGCUCUCUUAGUUUCCCAUCUCAAUCACACCCUUCCAUUUCUCACUUCAAUAAAAACUUGGCCAAAAUGGAAGCUUCUACGACAAUGGAGGCAAAACUAAAUGGCCUCGGAAACUUGUACUCCAACAUAGACGAUCUACUCAUGCUGCCUCACAUUCAACAGAUUAUUUCACAAGAGUGUCAGACAAAAUGGAUUGAUCAAGUAUUGGAUGGUUACAUCAAGCUAUUGGAUGCAUGCACCACAGCCAAAGAUCUAUUCUCGCAAAUCAGACAACAAGUACAAGAGCUACUUUCUGCUCUAAGGAGAAAUGAUGUGAAUGGCAUCAAUAACUAUCACAUCUCCAAAAAGAAGUCAAAGAAGAUGAUCCUCAAGUCUUUGAAAGAUUUAAAGAGCCUCAGAUGUAAGAAAAAUGUUUCAUCCUUCGAUAAAGACGAUGAAACAACGGCUCUUGUAUGUAUGUUGAAAGAAGCAGAAUCAGUUACUAUUGCUGUCUUUGAAGGCUUGUUAUCAUAUGUCAUGGGGAACAAUGUGCAACCCAAAUCGAGCACAUGGUCGCUGGUGUCGAAAAUAUUGCCAUCAAAGAAAGUAUCGAAUCAAAGUGAAGAAACGGAUUUGAAUGAGUUGAAAGAGAUGGACUCGAUAAUUCAAAUUCUUGAAGAGGAGAUAGAGUGCUUGUUCAGACAGUUGAUCAAAACCAGAUUCAAUGAAAACUUGGCCAAAAUCGAAGCUUCUACAACAAUGGAGGCAAAACUAAAUGGCCUAAGAAACUUGUACUCCGACAUCGACGAUCUACUCAUGUUGCCUCACAUUCAACAGAUUAUUGCACAAGAAUGUCAGACAAAAUGGAUUGAUCAAGUGUUGGAUGGUUACAUAAGUCUGUUGGAUGCUUGCACCACAGCUAAAGAUCUAUUCUCGCAAAUCAAACAACAAGUACAGGAGCUACUUUCUGCUCUAAGGAGAAAUGAUGUGAAUGGCAUCAACAACUAUCACAUCUCCAAGAAGAAGUCGAAGAAGAUGAUCCUUAAGUCUUUGAAAGAUUUAAGGAGCCUCAGAUGUAAGAAAAGCAAUUCAUCCUCGGAGAAAGACGAUGAAACAAUGGCUCUUGUAUGUAUGUUGAAAGAAGCAGAAUCAGUCACUAUUGCCGUCUUUGAAGGCUUGUUAUCAUACGUGAUGGGGAACAAUGUGCAAGCAAAAUCAAGCGCAUGGUCGUUGAUGUCGAAAAUAUCGAAUCAAAGUGAAGAAACAGAUCUGAAUGAGAUGAAAGAGAUGGACUCGAUAAUUCAAAUUCUUGAAGAGGAGAUAGAGUGCUUGUUCAGGCAGUUGAUCAAAACCAGAGUUUUCCUGCUAAACAUUCUCAACCACUAG